GUGAAUAAGAAACUGCGCUCAUGAGAGGCAGCCAUGUGGGAAGCAAACAAAGAGCUGAUAUUGAUUUGAGAGCUCCUUUUCCCUCUCUUUAAAGAGAGCAGCACUUAGAAAGAGAGAAUAGAGAAAGAAAGAUAGAAAGAAAGCAAAGAAAAGAAGAGAAGAGAAUGGUAUCUAGGGAGCAGAAAAGAGCGGCAGUAUUGCAUGAGAAGUUGCAACUUCUUCGUUCAAUCACUAAAUCUCAUGCUAUUAGUGAAACCUCAAUCAUAGUAGAUGCGUCAAAGUAUAUUCAAGAACUGAAACACAAAGUGGAAAGGCUGAAUCAUGACAUUACUACUACUACUACUCCUGCUCAAAGUUCCACCAACAAGACUUCUUCCUGGCCUCAAGUUGAAGUGGAAACCCUAGAAAAAGGUUUCUUGGUAAAUGUAUAUUCAGAAAGAAGUUGCCCUGGCUUGCUUGUUUCUAUAUUAGAAGUUGUUGAGGAGCUUGGCCUUAACGUGCUCGAAGCUAGGGUUUCUUGCACUGACACCUUUCGUUUAGAAGCUUUUAGCGGAGAGAAUGAGGAGAAUGAAGAAACCAUCAAUGCCCAAGUUGUGACAGAAGCAGUUUUUGAAGCUAUUAAAAACUGGAGGGAAAGCAACGAGCAAGACUAAUUAAUCAAUCAAUUAAUGUAGCUAUUAAUUACUACUAUCUCUCUUUCGUUUUUUCUGAUCUUUAAGUUUAACUUUCCCCUAAUAUUCCUUGCUAUGAUAGUUAUAUAAUCCGGAAUUAUGGCUAGUCCAUUAAUUCAAUAAUAUUAUUGAUGAUCAAAGAUCAUUCAUUUUGCCCAGUCAAAUGACUCUCAUAGAUACUUGAGAGAUUUUAUUUUCACGUAACUUGUAACAAUCUGGAAAAAAGAAAACAACCGUACUCUUAUUUAUUAUGUACAAUCUAAAGUUU
Nicotiana tabacum (common tobacco) is the source of this 939-nucleotide messenger RNA. Its product is annotated as transcription factor bHLH93. Lineage: Eukaryota; Viridiplantae; Streptophyta; Magnoliopsida; Solanales; Solanaceae. Gene Ontology annotation, biological process: regulation of DNA-templated transcription. The record is from RefSeq and is a predicted model, not a curated record. Gene Ontology annotation, cellular component: nucleus. Gene Ontology annotation, molecular function: protein dimerization activity; DNA-binding transcription factor activity; sequence-specific DNA binding.